AUGCUUAAAAACAAGGUUUCUCUGGAAUGGAAGAAGCGCGUAAAGGCGGAGUAUAUGAAAAUAUGUCAAAGCAAGCGACACAAAAAGGUGGACGACGUUCGAUCAGCGUGGAACCGAAACCGUCAGAAAUUGCUGGACAUGCUGAUGAGGGAAAACGACAACUGGCUUAUGACGAAUGCGGCUUGGGUACAGUGCGACAUGAAUCAAUUGCCUCAUGUGAACUGUAUGAAACAGGCCGAAAUUAUAGAUCAGGAAGGAAACCAUCAGUCCGCACCGAUACGUGUCAUUAACGCUGUUACACCAAUACCGACCAUGUAUACCUGGGCGCCGACACAUCAGAAUUUCAUGGUGGAAGACGAAACCGUUCUGCACAACAUUCCGUACAUGGGUGACGAAGUGCUCGAUAAAGAUGGUUCGUUCAUAGAAGAACUGAUAAAAAACUACGACGGAAAAGUGCACGGAGACAAGGAAGGCAGCUUUCUAGAUGACUCGAUUUUCAUUGAGCUGGUUCAUGCACUAAUGAACUACUGGGAAAAAGAAACAGCGAACGAUAAAGUCACAAGCCCGGACGAUGAGUUGAUCAAGGAACCGUUGGAUGUAAAGCCGUUCCCCGCACCGAUCGUUUUUCAGGCUAUAAGCUCCCAGUUUCCGGAGCGCGGCACUCCUGAGGAAAUGAGGGAUAAGUACAUCGAGCUGACGGAACGGGUGGACCCUGAGCGACCGCCGGAGUGUACACCAAACAUCGAUGGUGCCCGUGCUGAAUCAGUUUCGCGUGAACAAACGCUGCACUCUUACCACACAUUGUUCUGCCGGCGCUGUUUUAAGUAUGACUGCUUUCUUCACCGUUUACAGGUGAAUCAUUCGGGUCCAAACCUGCAAAGGCGUCGCUGGCCUGAGCUGAAAACUUCAAGCAAACCUUGCAGCGACACAUGUUAUUUAUUGCUGGAUGAAAUGAAGGAGAAGAUAGCUGAUGGCGAUAGUAACAAGCAGACACCGUCCUUGUUGGAUUCCGGCAACGAGGCAAGUUCCGAAGAUAGCAACGACAGCAGCCGCUAUAGCAAGGACACUCCUUUUGCCAAAUCUCCCAAUGGUACUAGCGUGUUGGAGUUGUUCAACAGCAGUCCCGAACCGUGGAAUGGGUCGGACAAAUCGUUCUUUCGAACGCUCCAGAAGACGUAUCUGCAUAACUUCUGUGCAAUUGCGGAAGCGAUGCUCGUAAAGACUUGCCAGGAGGUUUACAAAUUCGCCCAGCAGGAGGCUGCUGAUUUCAUGCCUGUGGAGUUGAACAAGGACAGUACGCCACCGAGAAAGAAGAAAAAGAAGCAACGACUCUGGUCAAUGCACUGCCGAAAGAUCCAGCUGCGUAAGGAAGCAAAUGCGAAUCACUUGUACAAUUAUUCGCCCUGCGAUCACACUGGCCAGUGCGAUACCAACUGUCCAUGCUAUGGGAGUUUUUGUGAAAAGUUUUGCAACUGCAGCAGUGACUGCCAGAUUCGAUUUCCGGGAUGCCGAUGCAAGGCACAGUGCAACACUAAGCAGUGUCCUUGUUACCUGGCUGUACGCGAGUGCGAUCCGGACCUAUGUCAGACAUGCGGAGCAGAGCAUUACGAAGUCAACAAGAUCACGUGCAAGAACGUGAGCGUUCAGCGCGCUUUACACAAACAUCUGCUCAUGGCACCAUCGGACGUUGCUGGAUGGGGAAUUUUCUUGAAGGAAAGCGCACAGAAAAAUGAGUUCAUUUCUGAGUAUUGUGGAGAAAUAAUUUCGCAGGAUGAGGCGGACCGCCGGGGCAAGGUGUAUGAUAAAUAUAUGUGCAGCUUUCUCUUCAAUCUCAAUAAUGAGUUUGUUGUGGACGCUACACGUAAGGGGAAUAAAAUUCGUUUUGCCAACCAUUCCAUCAACCCUAACUGCUACGCCAAGGUGUUAGUAGUGAACGGGGACCACCGCAUUGGAAUAUUUGCUAAACGACCCAUUCAACCCGGCGAGGAGCUAUUCUUCGAUUAUCGUUACGGCCCAACGGAGCAACUGAAGUUCGUCGGUAUCGAGCGAGAGAUGGAAUUUCUUUGAAGAAGAUCCGCGCAGGAUGAAUUUGCCCUAGCUACCAGCUCCCUUUACUAUCGCUCGGGUUCGUUUUUCGCUACUGACGGAACGAAAUAAACCGUGCUACUUUCUUAGGUCGCUGGGUCGCUAUUUUAUGGUUUAGGCGUGAAAUCAACUCUCUGAAUGCACCAAGUAUCGCCAGCUUCACUUCUUGGCUUGUUUGCAAAUUUUUGCUUUAUUGUAGAAAGACGAUGUUAGGAUUAAGAAUUUUCUUUUUUUUUUAAAUAGAAUU
This is a messenger RNA of Anopheles cruzii, 2332 nucleotides long. RefSeq names its product histone-lysine N-methyltransferase E(z) (gene E(z)). The coding region runs from base 1 to 2067 and encodes 688 amino acids. Gene Ontology annotation, biological process: chromatin remodeling. Lineage: Eukaryota; Metazoa; Arthropoda; Insecta; Diptera; Culicidae. The transcript has 7 exons. Gene Ontology annotation, molecular function: protein binding; histone methyltransferase activity. The record is from RefSeq and is a predicted model, not a curated record.